AUGCCUCACUCGUACGGUUUGCGCGCCGGCACUCGGUAUGCCUUCAGCCGUAGCUUCAAGGAGCACGGUAUGAUCCGUCUGUCUACCUACAUGAAGACUUACCGGGUUGGUGAUAUCGUCGAUGUCAAGGUCAACGGUGCCGUCCAGAAGGGUAUGCCCCACAAGGUUUACCACGGUAAGACCGGUGUCGUCUACAAUGUCACCAAGUCCUCCGUCGGUGUCCUGCUCUACAAGAAGGUCAACAACCGUUACCUCGAGAAGCGCAUCAGCGUCCGCAUUGAGCACGUCCAGCACUCCCGCUCCCGCGAGGAGUUCAUCAACCGUGUCAAGGAGAACGCCCUCAAGAAGAAGGAGGCCAAGGAGAAGGGUAUCCACGUCCACCUGAAGCGCCAGGCCGUUACCCCCCGCACUAGCCACCUCGUCUCCCAGGAGGGCAACGCCCCCGAGACUGUUGUGCCCAUCGCCUACGACACCCACAUCUAA
Messenger RNA from Penicillium taxi, 483 nucleotides. Its product is annotated as 60S ribosomal protein eL21. The record is from RefSeq and is a predicted model, not a curated record. Gene Ontology annotation, biological process: translation. The transcript has 4 exons. Gene Ontology annotation, molecular function: structural constituent of ribosome. Gene Ontology annotation, cellular component: ribosome; cytosolic large ribosomal subunit. The coding region runs from base 1 to 483 and encodes 160 amino acids. Lineage: Eukaryota; Fungi; Ascomycota; Eurotiomycetes; Eurotiales; Aspergillaceae.